Molecule: messenger RNA, 2143 nt
Organism: Sorghum bicolor (sorghum)
Lineage: Eukaryota; Viridiplantae; Streptophyta; Magnoliopsida; Poales; Poaceae
Product: protein transport protein sec31-like
Exons: 4
Coding region: 1287-2006 (239 amino acids)
Source: RefSeq, a predicted model, not a curated record
ACUCUCUCUUCCCUUGUCUGUCUGUCUCUGUCUGUUCUGAACAGCUGACCAGCCUGCUGCCGAGGCCCGAGGUCCGUCCGUCGCCACCACGAAACUGCAAGGGCGUCCUCGCCUCCACGGCCAGCGGUGCGGCUGAGCUCCAUGGCCGCCCGAUGCCGGCCGCAGGGUCGAACUGCGCCGACACCAACCGUACCCUUGAGGCCUCGACCACUCAGAACGAUUCGUCGCGCGAGCGAACGGCGACGGCGUACCGGCGCCGUACCGGGUGCGGCGCGGCGCCGGCGAUCGAUGCGGCUGAGAGUAAGGUGCCCGGGCUGUCCGGUGCUGCCCUCGACACGGGUCGCCGACGGGAGGGGCGUCGCGCGGCGUGCUCAAUCCCGGGGUUCCCCGUGCCCUCGCUGCCACCAUCAAAGCCAGGCCGCCGCGUAGAGAGAGGCGAUGACACGGUUCGACACCGCCGCAGGCGACGACCGCGCCUUGUUCGACGGAAUGCCGCAUAAGGCCCCCGCCCAUCGACUGCACUGCACCCGCUCGAUCGGCUGAUUGCUGAAGCCGCGCGUCAACGGGAACGGGAUGGCGGCGCAAAGUAAAGGUCAAGGCGGCGGCGAGGCGCAACGAGACCUACCCGUCGUCUACUCUAGAAGCAACGCGCCAUUGUGGUACAAGGCCAGCAUGGGUAGCAAAGCUGUUUACUGCGUGCAAGAAGGACACAUGGAAUGGAAGUUGGAAUGUCCUCUGCAGAGUGCACAAGAGUAUGUAUAUUUCAAUAGUCUUUUGGACUAUUGAACCGGGCCAGCAGUUCCAUCACUGAAAGGCAGCAGAGAGCUCAUCAACUCUGUUGACACUACUCUGCUAGCUCCUGCAUCCUCUUGACAAUUGCUUGGGAGGCGUAUGAGAUGAAUCUGAUGGUGCACACGUGCUAAUUUUGUGUCCAGAUCAUGGUGUAACUAGGCUCAAAAGAUUCAUCUCGCAAAUUACAGUAAACUGUUCAAUUAGUUUUUAUUUUCGUCUAUAUUUAAAGCUCCAUGCAUGAGACCAAAGAUUCAAUGUGACGGGGAAUCUUGAAAAUUUUUGCGAACUAAACAAGGCCUGGCAACAUUAUUAUCAUUCGGAACAGAGCUGCAGUCCGCAGGUUUUUUUUUGGGCCAAUCACACACUGUCGCCUACUUCCGUUGUUGGACCUCCUCAAAACAGAGUACGCUCGGCCUACUUCCGUUCGUCCGCUCCUCCCUCCUCACCGACGGCAAACUGGCGACCGCACGGCAUCGCAAUACCCCGCCAAGAACAUGCCACCCUCGCCUCGCCUCGCCGGGAAACGCCACCACCUCGCCGGGAAGUUCCGGCUCCCCUCCUCUCCAUCCCCGUCACCACCUUCACGUCUUCUCCAUCUCCGUGCUCCACGCCUCGUCUACGGCAAGGCGCUCUUCUUGAUCGGCGGGACGAUGGCACGCUCCAAGAAGAAGAUCAAGAGCAACAAGAAAUCCCGGGCCACGUUCGUGCAGAAGGAGGCGCUCGGGAUAUGGACGCUACUCCCUGAGGCGAUGGGGAGGAUGUACCGGGCUAUGGUGGCGUGGCUUCGCCGCCUUGUCGCAGUGCUGCGCCGCGCCGGCGCCGCGGAGGCCAGCAACGCCGCACUCUGGGUCGGACAUGGCGUACCGCCGACGCUGGAGGAAGCCAGCGACUUCAUCUUCGACACCGCCGAUUCUGCCCCGCGCCUGACGACAAGCCCAGCGACUCCGCCACCGCCGACGGGUGCCAAGAACCGCGCAUCGACUCCACCACCGCCGACGGGCGCCAAGAACCGCGCAUCGACUCCACCACCGCCGACGGGCGCCGAGAACAGCGCGUCGACUCCACCACCGCUUACAGGCGCCGAGAACCGCACGUCGACUCCGCCACCGCUUACAGGCGCCGAGAACCGCGCGUCGACUCCUCCACCACUAAAGAUGGCAACGGGUACAAACCCGCUGGGUUUUGUCAUCCCAAACCCACGCCCAUUAAUAUAAAAGGUGUCCGCUAAAAAACCCAUGACCCAUCACGGGUUUGAUUUUGUGCCCAAAUCCAUGUCCAUCGGGUCACGGGUAUUUAACGGGUUGCCCGUACUCAUCACAACAUAUCAUAAGAUGGUCAUCCAGUUAAGUAA